Cylas formicarius (sweet potato weevil) is the source of this 4528-nucleotide messenger RNA. Its product is annotated as zinc finger protein 16. NCBI's taxonomy places the organism in Eukaryota, Metazoa, Arthropoda, Insecta, Coleoptera, Brentidae. Gene Ontology annotation, molecular function: chromatin insulator sequence binding. The record is from RefSeq and is a predicted model, not a curated record. Gene Ontology annotation, biological process: regulation of transcription by RNA polymerase II. Gene Ontology annotation, cellular component: chromosome. The transcript is spliced from 10 exons. The coding region runs from base 161 to 3388 and encodes 1075 amino acids.
CUAAUUUUGGGGAUUUCUAAACCUUCAAAAAAUUGCUUAUCGUUCAACGUCGAGCAGCCAUUUGCCUACGGAGAAGUUGGUCGACGCUGGCUUUUAGCGAACUUGGUUAGGUUUUCUUAUUUUGAAAGCUACAUCUAAAAGCUUUCACAAACAAUGUAAGAUGGAGGAAAGUUUCGGUCUGACGUGGGAGGAUGCCACCACUGUGGUUCAAACAGAGGAGGUAAUUUGUGGCAUGGAAAAUGAGAUCAUUCCAGCCGAAAGUGAAGAAUUCACUGGCGGAGUAGUCGAGGAGGAGGUGAUCCAAGAAGAUGUUCAAAAUGAACCAGAAAUUGGUCAGCAAACUGAUAAUGGCAGUAUUAUGUAUUUGACAGAUGGCAAUGUCUUGGUGAUGCAGCAAACUAAUUCAGAAAACUAUCCACAAGAUGAUUUAAUGGAAUUUACAGAAGAAGUAAUAACAGAUCAAUGGGGGGAAAGUUGCCCUGAAGAAAUUAUAGUUGGAUCUGAAGAGGCAGUGGGCAAUGUUGAUGGUCAAAAUGCUGAAGAUUGUGAUAUCCCACUUCCAACAGAUCAAGAUGAAUACACUGCCGCCAGACCAUAUCCAUGUGAUUUUUGCAGUAGGAGAUUUCGCAAAAAGGCCAAUCUUAUGAACCAUAUGGUGGCGCAUCAGACAGAUAGGCCCCAUGGUUGUAAUCUGUGUGGUGUCAGAUAUAUCCGCAAGUCUGAUUUAAUGAAUCACUUGAAAACUCAUGCAUAUAUCCCAGAUGCAGAAGUCCUGGAAGAAGAGGAGGAACUCUCUGCAAAUGAUAAUGAUUUUGAUAAGGCCAGAAAAAAACAAAAAUCUUUAGGCAAACGAAAAAGAAAAAAAAGUUUGAAAGAUUUUGAAAUUUAUGAAGCUAGCGGAGCAGUUGCUUCAAGUUCUAAUUCAUACAAUUACAAUGAAGACAUUGGGUUAAUUGAGGAAGUACCUAAUAGCUCGGAUUAUCUCGGUACUCAGGAAGAGGAGAUCCGAUACCCAAUAACAGAUCCAAAAAAGCCAUUUGUUUGCCAGCACUGCGGAGUGUGUUUUGCAAGGGAAAAAGCACUGGCGUCCCACGCCAGAAUUCAUGGAGGCGACAGCCCAUUUGAAUGUCAAAAAUGUGGCGAAAUGUUUUGGGACGUGAAUUUAAUGCGGGAACACGCGCGGUCUAAACACGGAGAAAUGGAGGACUUUGAUGAUGAUGAGGACGAUGAUUAUUCAGAUUCGGAGGGGACAAAAUAUGGUACAUUCUAUUGUGCCACUUGUGGGUUGUCAUUUCAUAGACAAGACAAUCUUAAACGCCACCAGAGGGUACAUAUUAAAGAGGAGUGUGUAACUGAGCAGGAUUUUGGGCACAUUUGCAAUGUAUGCGGAGAGUCUUUUCAGGAAGCCCUUGACUUGCUGGCUCACGCGGAAGUCCACGCUCGAACAUCCGAGCAUCGUUGCAUGGUUUGUGGUGAAAUUUGUCUCGAUGAAAAUGUACUUGCGAAUCACGUACAAAUUAUCCAUAAAAAAUUACCUCCUAAUACUUGUAUGCUGUGCGGUCGCACUUGCAAAGACGGUCGCAUCCUUUUGAAGCACUCAUGGGAACAUUCGAAGGAGAAAGCAUUUGCUUGCUCAAAAUGCGCAAAGACCUUCCACAACAAGGCCCGAUUGAAGAGGCACAUGCUUUCGCACAGAAACAAGGCGGUGUCUUGCGAUGUCUGCGGCGAGGAUUUUCCCGACGGAAGGGGCCUGAUGAAUCAUAGGCACAGCCACAGCAGUGUCUCGGGGCGGCAGUUCCCUUGUCGAGAGUGCGGCAAGACGUUUGGUUCUCGUAGUUCUCAACAGAUCCAUAUCAGAAUACAUACAGGUGAAAGACCUUAUGGUUGCCGAUUUUGUUGGAAGGCAUUUGCUGAUGGCGGCACUCUGCGUAAACACGAAAGAAUUCAUACCGGCGAGAAGCCUUACGCUUGCGCAGUGUGCCCUAGGGCUUUUAAUCAACGGGUGGUUCUUAGGGAACAUAUUAGAUCACACCAUUCAGGACCCGACCCAAAGUUUACCCAUAGUUUGACACCUUUUUCUUGUGCCGUUUGUUCGGAUAUGUUCGCCACUUCGCAGGAUCUUAUCUUACAUUUAAUACAUCAUUGCGACAUGAAUACCGCUAUGAAACGACAGCCACAAGUCGGACCAAGGAAGUAUAAGAGAAGGCGAAAACUUAAACCUCACGAACUGGAUAUGAUAUCAAAUCGACAGGAACAAGAAAAUUUCGAAAAUGACAAUUUUGAGAAUGAACAGUUCUCAGAGUCUGACGAAGAAAAAGAAAGAAAGAGGAGAGCCACGAGACGGUCUUCGCGUAAAUCGUCCAGUUCACCGAGGCCUAGCAUCAGCGAAACUUGCGAAGACCUUUACAGCGGCGUCUCGCCACCACCCGAACAUGUAAGCCCUUCAAUGACCAUUCCGAAAUCGCCUACAUCUAAAACUAAAGCAAAAAAGGGCAAAACCGAGUCGGGACCUUUACCCUCCAGACCCAAAAUGAUUCACACUCAAAAAACGAGAGUGCCCGUGGAACCUGGCGAGGAUGGUAGAGUGAGACACAAGACCAGAACUCUAGUUACCAGGACACAUCCUGCUGAAAUUAAAUCUGCCACAGGUGAACGAAUUAGACCUCGAACAAAAAACGUCAGUUAUCACAUACUGACGCCGGAAAAGUAUCCGGUGGCGACAUUCUUGGAAAACGAGCCCCAACAGGCGGUCGAGAAUCUUUUGAAACAAACCGAAUCGGAAUCGAACUUGCUGGAGGAUCAGCAGCAGUCGACCACUAACGGGGACAUCUUCGAUGAACAAAUCGUGGAACAAACUCCUGAGGUUGCCGCCGAGCAGAUCGUCGAAGCGGAGCCCUUAGCGGCGACCGCCGAAGUGAAAAAUAGAAGAAACAGUUUGAGGAUCGCCCGCAGUAACGUUAUAGGGGCGGGCAGUAGGAUCCGAUUGGUGAAAGGGGGCAUGCUCAUCUCGAAGGCAAAAAGAAAUAGCGAAAGUCAGAGCGAGUCCGAGUCGAUACCCACGUUACAGGCCGACGUUUAUAUAAAGCAAGAGUCGUCCCAGAACGUAAACAAUACGAGCGAUGGCGAGUUAAACAGCGAAACGUUUACGAUCAAAUCGGAAAUCGCCUUGGGCCCAGCGGAAAUGAACGAGUCCUCCCCCCAAGGCGAAACGAACACCCCAAACGUGGUUCACGUGAAGCAGGAGCUGAUGGAUCCCAGCGCGUUGCACGAGCUCGCCGAAAUAUCCAUGCAGCACGCCAAUUCCCAUAACCUGUACAAGUGUGAAAUGUGCGAUGAGGUGUUUACCGAUAGGGCGCAGUUGUUGGUUCACGUGCCCAUACAUAUUUGAUGUUAAAUGUGGAAAGAGUGGGAGAUUUGAAUAGAUUUUCAAGUUUGUUUAGUUUUAUUACGCAAGAUCGAGGUGAGUAACGCUAAAGCUGCCAGGCAGAAGGAGAUUUUUAAUUUUUAAUUAUGUGGAUCCACUUUAUCAUCUGCUUCAUCACCUUUCCGUUACAGUGUUUCCAUAGACUGUUCGGGACGUUUUGCUUAUGUAAAAUUUAUGUUUUUGGAUAAUAACACCCCAAUAUCUUAUACAGCGAUUAAAAAAAAAUCAUGAUCUCGUAAAGUUCUGUAAGUAUUUUAAAGUUUUACCAGACAGGAGAUUUUUAAAUUGAAAAAGUUUCCCAAAGAUUCAAACAGAAUUGUUGAUUUUCGGAAAAAGUGUGUCUUAAGGUUUAAUUUUUCAUUGUUUUGCCAUACACAAGCCGCUUCAUUACUGUUGAUCUACUGUGAAUGAUUAGUCAGAGAAUCGGUCAAGUCAAAUUAGCAAUCUCAGCAAAAGAUUGCACGUUCAGUAUGUCUUUAUAUGACUUUGAAACACCCAACUGUGGUCCACAUAUGAAAUAGAAUAUUUAAAAUUCAUUGUUCUUAUUGGUAUUCUACAAAAUCGUGCCUAUAAAUGUUUUGCCUUAAUUUAGCUGGUUGUAAUUUCAAUGUAACUUUUUUUUUAUGGUUUCCAGUUGUGCACUACUAUUUUAGUAGAGAAAGUGAUUUGACAUCAAAGUAAUGAUAAAACAGUUUUGGUAAUAUGGAAAUCUAUUCAUAUUAAGUCAGACGAUAGGAAAAGAUUGUAUAUAAUCUGAGACAGUGUAAAUUUGUGCUUAUAUCACUUAUUGUAGAAGUGCUUUUUAUGUAAAUUUGAAGAUUUUUGUAAUGUCUAUAGGACUCUCCAUCAGACUAAAUUCCUAUCGGACUAUAAAAUCGGUAUAUCUAUAUUUUUUAUAUAAUUUAAACUUAGGUAGUUCUACCAUCAAAAAGUAUAUUCUUGCGUCACCCACUUUAUUGCUUUAUGUUAAAGUUUAACCUUUUGGGAUCCAAUUAGGUUAUAUAUUUUAUCACAUUGCGGUUGUGUAAAUAUUGAAAUAUAAGUAGGUUUUAUGAGGCUGUAAUAUUUGCCCCUGAAUUAAUGGAAUAAAUCUAUGGUUAGGUC